Messenger RNA from Papaver somniferum (opium poppy), 813 nucleotides. RefSeq lists its product as uncharacterized. Bases 1 to 813 code for a protein of 270 amino acids. The transcript has 4 exons. Lineage: Eukaryota; Viridiplantae; Streptophyta; Magnoliopsida; Ranunculales; Papaveraceae. The record is from RefSeq and is a predicted model, not a curated record.
AUGGAAAGGUUCAACAGGGUCAUUUCUUCUCAUGAACUCAUUGAUUUACCUUUAAUGGGAUCCAUUUUCACUUGGAAUAAUAAUCAAAGAAACGACAUUCGAAUUGUAAGAGGUCCUAGUCCAUUCCUCUUUGAGGUAUACUGGUUAUCCCAUCCUUCAUUUUUUUCUAUUGUUCAAAAUUGGUGGAACACUUUUACUUUCUCUGGUAGUGCAGGUUUUGUUCUUAGUAAAAAGUUGCAGAUAUUGAAGAACAAAUUAAGAAGUUGGAGUAAAGAAGAAUAUGGUCACAUAGAUCGGCAAUUGGAGGAGUUGGAACGCAAGUUCAUUGAGCUUGAUUUAUUAGAAGAUGCUAACAAUGGGCUUACGGAAGCAGAAUGGGAUGAGAAAUUGAAGACUCGGCAAGAUUAUUGCAAGUUGAUUAUUCUUCAAGCCGACAAAUGGAGGAUCAGAGCUAAAAGCAAAUUCAUCAAAAGUAAUGAUAAUAACACUAAGUUCUUUCAUAGACUUACUACUGAUAGAAGAAGAAGAAAUUAUAUUGGCAAGAUCAGAGAUAAUGUUUCUGAAAGACCUGUUAUGGAGGAUACGGGUUUCGAAGCAAUACCUGAAGAUGUGCGGGUUUGGUUAGAGAGGACUAUUGAUGAAGAAGAAGUUAUGUAUGCUAUUAAGUUAAUGGGGAAAGAUAAGGCUCCAGGCCCAGAUGGUUUUCCGGAUAGAGGUUUUCUUGAUUGGAGACUUAAAAACACUUUCAUAGUUUUGAUUCCUAAGAAAGAAACUGUCGAAGAAAUUAAAGACCUCAGGCCUAUUAGUUUUUAG